CGUGUAGUUCUCCUGGGUUUUCCAUGAGACGCUUUCGAUAUGGUAAACCGAGGUUUCUCCUACACUGGCUGCGUCCGUGCCGCUUUCCUUCUCCGUGAACAUCCACCAUUUGCUGUGAAACAAACAUUACCCUACAUGGGAUGUGGAUAUUCGAUCCGACAAGCCUGGUCUUGUUCGGUUACCGGCAUCCCUCAACUACCAGUAACGAGCAUGUCCUGCGCACCCUAUGGCGAUGCUGAAAAGGGGACGCUAGAGAUCACUUCUCCCCAGGUCACUGUUGGCCACGACUUGACAAAUGAAAAGAAGUCCAUCGAAAUUGACGUCUUUCCUGUCCGGUCUCUCAAGAGGGAUGCUCCAGUGCUGGCUUCAAAGCCUCCCGCUUGUCUGCCAAAACCUGAGAAGAUCAAAGCUUCCAACUACAUUCUCUUCAUUAUCUGGUAUAACGCACACCGGCGGUUUUUCACUGUCGUGUUUACCCUCAAUUUCGUUGGACUUGGUUUUGCCAUAGCUGAUCUCUGGCCCUAUGCGAAGAAGUAUCCUGGUGCACUGGUCCUUGGUAACCUGAACUUCGCUGUGCUUAUGCGCAACGAAGUGUUCGGUCGCAUCUUGUAUCUAUUUGUCAAUACGUGCUUUGCCAAGUGGACACCUCUUUGGUUUCGCCUGGGAUGCACGUCAGCUCUGCAGCAUCUGGGAGGGAUUCAUAGUUCAUGCGCCGUCUCAGGCAUAGCGUGGUUUAUUCUCAUGCUUGUCGACCAAUACAACGCAAGGCAUCUAUACGAUAGCUCUGUCCUCGUAGUUGGUAUCAUUACAGUCAUCUUGUUAUUUAUCACGCUGCUUGCAGGAUUGCCAUGGGUUCGUAACACUCACCACAAUGUUUUUGAACGCAGCCAUCGGUUUUUUGGAUGGUCCGCUCUGAUCUCAACUUGGGUCCACACGCUUGUGUCCAAUUUACACGAUGUCACCGACGGAAGGUGGGGUCAUACUGUUAUCUAUGUCAUCCGUCAACAAACCUUCUGGUAUAAUAUGAGUAUGACUGUCUUAAUUUUCUUACCUUGGUUUUGCACAAGGAAGGUACGAGUAGAUGUCGAACUACCCUCCCCAAAGGUAGCUGUGCUUCGUUUUGAACGUGGGAUGCAACAGGGUCUUCUCGCCCGUAUUAGUCGCACUGCUAUCAUGGAGUACCAUGCCUUUGGCAUCGUCUCUGAAGGAAAACACGCAAAAUAUCACUACUUGAUAUGCGGCGUCCAAGGUGACUUUACUAAAGGCCUGGUCAACAAUCCUCCGAGAAUGACCUGGACCCGCGAACUCAAGUUCGCCGGAGUCUCCAAUACCUCGACAAUAUACAAGCGUGGCAUCCGUAUUUGCACGGGAACUGGUCUGGGUGCUGCCCUGUCCACUUGCAUCCAGUCGCCUAACUGGUACCUCAUUUGGAUUGGGUCGGAUCAAGAGAAGACCUUCGGGCCAACUAUUAGUGGUCUCAUUCACCGGCACAUAGGUCCGGAACGUCUUCUCCUGUGGGACAGCAAGGAGCGGGGUGGGCGUCCAGAUACGAUGAAGAUCUUGAGGGAAGCAUAUUAUUAUUGGCAGGCUGAAGUGGUCUUCAUUACCUCUAAUUACAUUGGAAAUGCAGAAAUCCAGCAAGGGUGCAAGUCCCUUGGCAUUCCAGCCUUUGGCACACUCUGGGACUUCUGACCACGUAGUAUGUUGAUGCCUUCUGCUUCCGAAGGAGCACAGGCUUUGCCACGCAACAUCCAUUCACAUAUACAAGCACUCGUGGAAUUUACAAGUCUUCGCAUGGAUCUAUGUAUUUUCGGCUUUAUCCGAAGUACAGAUGCUUGUGUGGCUUCCCAAGGGAGAGGUUUUUUCUUCGCAACCUGUCCGUGUGGUGGUCGGCUUGGUAUGUAGGAAUUCAAUUGGAUAUGCUUCA
Pisolithus orientalis is the source of this 1927-nucleotide messenger RNA. RefSeq lists its product as uncharacterized. The coding region runs from base 40 to 1692 and encodes 550 amino acids. NCBI's taxonomy places the organism in Eukaryota, Fungi, Basidiomycota, Agaricomycetes, Boletales, Pisolithaceae. The transcript has 15 exons. The record is from RefSeq and is a predicted model, not a curated record.